AUGUCGAACAAUUAUCACCAGGUGGUCCUUGUUAUGAAUUGCUGUGGCACCACAAAACCAGGAAAUAAGCCUUCUUCUAAUUCCUCUCUUCUUUACUUUCGUGAUAUAGUCAUCAAUAUUCACCAAGCCAUAAAAGAAUGGGCUUUGAAAACAAUUUUGUUUUUAAAGGCUGGUCAAAGAAGUUUAAGCCUUACUCAAGAAAAACUGUUGCUCUCUAUUUACUCGACCUCAAACCACUCGAGCCUCCAAAUGGUGUUGGCUCAAGAUGAUCUCUCAUUACCUCUUUUAAACACAUCUUUGAAGAAUCAUCAAAGUCAAUACAAAGACUGCCAUGAAGAUAACGUAAUAUCUUCACAAAUUGUGUACUUUACGACUGAAAAGUUUGAUUGUGUUUCUGAAGAUUUAAAUCAAACUCUAGGAGAGUUGUAUGGAGACAACAUUGAUUUGCAUGUGAUUAAGGUUGUGCAUGAUUUUGAAACAGAUGUUUGUUUAGACACAGCUUUUAUUGAUAUGAUCGAAACGUUUCCCAAUACCAGGUCCACUUCCGUGUUUAAUGAUCCUUUGUGCAUUUCAAGAGAAUUGUUUCUUUCCACAAAACACAUUUUGAAACGACAAGGAAGGGAGAUGGCUUUAUUGAUUUCAUCAAACAUUGAAGCUCUGAAGUUUUCUGUUCUUCCUUCAAGCACCUUAAACGAUUUUGAGAUUUCUGUUUCGGAUAGAAAAUGUCAGUGCCAUCACGAAAAAGUUAAUUCUAACGUGUUUUACAAACAACUGCAGAAAGGGUUUGUUUGCAGUUCAACUCUAAAGAUCAUUGAUCAUUCAGACACCGUUCCCCUCUUACGAAUUGGAGAUGGAUUGACAGAAUUGCUUUUCAACUCUGGAAUCGAUGAAAAGAACCAAGUUGUACACACAAUCAUUGAGAUGCAAGCAGUAUCAAGGGUAAAGCUUUGCUCCUUGCCAUAUGAGCUACUGAUUGGAGAAACCUGUUUGCUAAUACCCUCUAUUGACAUGGAUAUAUCGAAAGUGGAACAAAACGAAUCAGAGGUGUAUUACUUGUGUCGACAUCUUGUUGACAAUAACGAAGGUCUUCUCUGUAGAUCUGAAUCCUCGUUCAAGGCAACAAGCAUUAAGGACAGUGGUUUGAUAUAUCAUUUUCUUGUUGUUCCUGAUUUAGAAAUGAAAUGUCUAAUUAUUCGACAAAUAGCAACCUCGGACGAGGUAGUUCCUCCAGUUUUUUUGUCGAGAUUAACUCAAAAUUUACCAAAUUCAAAAGUUUUAAAGGAGCUCGAAAACAUAGAAGUGACGGAUGAGUUCAACCCUUUAUCAGUUAACAGUAACAAGAUUAACUUUGUUUACAAAACAAUAGCUCUAGCAUCUGCACAUCAGAAGAAGAAUGAUGAGAAAAAACCAAAGUGGGACUCCAGAACUUCCUUAAUGCAAUCUUCAACAAGCGUGAAUGAACCAACUUCAAGGCGAGCGGUCAAUAUUGACAAGGGUCAAUCUAAGAGGGUAAAGAAAUUAGUUUUCAAGUGA
Naegleria fowleri is the source of this 1533-nucleotide messenger RNA. RefSeq lists its product as uncharacterized. The record is from RefSeq and is a predicted model, not a curated record. The transcript is spliced from 3 exons. Bases 1 to 1533 code for a protein of 510 amino acids. Lineage: Eukaryota; Heterolobosea; Eutetramitea; Acrasida; Naegleriidae.